This is a messenger RNA of Anneissia japonica, 3050 nucleotides long. RefSeq names its product tetratricopeptide repeat protein 8-like. The record is from RefSeq and is a predicted model, not a curated record. The transcript has 11 exons. Gene Ontology annotation, biological process: non-motile cilium assembly. NCBI's taxonomy places the organism in Eukaryota, Metazoa, Echinodermata, Crinoidea, Comatulida, Comatulidae. Bases 65 to 1567 code for a protein of 500 amino acids. Gene Ontology annotation, cellular component: BBSome; ciliary basal body; non-motile cilium. Gene Ontology annotation, molecular function: protein binding.
UUCUGGGUUACGAGACGCCAUAUCACCGAGAAAAAUAUUUGUGCGACAACAUUUUGCAACAACAAUGGACCCACUUUACCUUGCUAUGAGUCUUUAUAGAAGGCGUAAAUAUGAAGACUGUGUUAAGAUAUGUUCACAGCUUCUUGAAAAGAAUCCGUAUGAUCAGGCAUCUUGGUCACUGAAGACAAGAGCAUUAACUGCACAGGUGUAUGUAGAUGAAGUGGAUGUUGAUGAAGAAGGAAUUGCGGAGAUGAUCAUGGAUGACAACACCAUUGCACAAGUUGCCCGACCUGGGACAUCAUUGAAAAAGCCAGGAACAGGACAGGGCGGCCCUAGUGCUGGAAUACGCCCAAUGUCCCAGUCUGGUCGGCCAUUAAGUGGCUUUGUGCGGCCUGGUACACAAUCCGGACGGCCUGGAACAAUGGAGCAAGCGAUCCGAACACCGAGGACAGCACAUACUGCCAGACCUGUUACCAGUGCUUCGGGGAGAUUUGUAAGGCUUGGCACGGCUUCAAUGUUGUCUACACCAGAUGGUCCAUUUAUCAACUUAGCAAGACUAAACUUCUCUAAGUAUGCAGCCCGUCCAAACCUUGCAAAGGCCUUGUUUGAGUACAUUUUCCACCAUGAGAAUGAUGUGAGGAAUGCAUUGGAGUUGGCAGCGCUUGCUACCGAAGCAUGUCAGUUUAAGGAUUGGUAUUGGAAAGUACAACUUGGCAAGUGCUACUACAGACUUGGAAUGUACCGUGAGGCUGAGCAGCAAUUUAAGUCUGCCUUAAAGCAACAAGAGAUGGUUGACACGUACCUGUACCUGUGCAAGGUGUACGUAAGGCUUGACCAACCCCUGACAGCCAUUGAGAUAUGCAAACAGGGCUUAGAGAAAUUCCCAGGUGAAACAACCAUGCUCACUUGUAUUGCCAGAAUCUAUGAGGGAUUAAUGGACAUGAUAAAUGCAGUGAAGUAUUAUAAAGAUGUGCUCAAGUAUGACAACACACAUGUUGAGGCCAUCGCUUGCAUUGCUAAUCAUCAUUUCUACUCGGAUCAACCUGAGAUUGCUCUUAGAUUUUACAGGCGAUUGUUACAAAUGGGUGUUUACAAUUCGGAAUUGUUCAACAAUAUUGGACUGUGUUGCUUUUAUGCGCAGCAGUACGAUAUGACGUUAAGCUGCUUUGAACGUGCAAUAUCACUGGCUCCUGACGAUAAUUCAGUAGCUGAUGUGUGGUAUAAUAUUGGGCAUGUAGCUUUGGGUAUAGGGGACACUAAUCUAGGCUACCAGUGUUAUCGAUUAGCAGUUUCAUCAAAUAAUGACCACGCUGAGGCCUACAACAACCUAGGUGUUUUGGAGCUACGUAAAGGGCGAAUGGAACAGGCACGUGCAUUUUUCCAGUCGGCUCAGUCCUUAUCUCCACACAUGUUUGAGCCACAUUUCAACUUUGCAUCUCUUUCUGAUCAGGUUGGUGAUUUGCAAAGUAGUUAUACAUCAGCUCAACGUGCUGUUACUGCUUACAGCGACCACUGCGACUCAAAAGAUCUUUUGAAACAACUUAAAAAACACUUUGCUUUACUUUAAAUUCUUAUUUAUUUAUUCUCAGAUGUCUAUUCAAUAAUUUAUGUUGUGUAAUAUUAUGGUAUAGUAGGCUUACACAUAAAAUGCUUUCACACAAACACACUAAAUGAUUAAAUAACAUUACUGUACAGUAUGAUAUUUUAAUGAGCAGUUAUAUAGCACCCACUAUCAUAUAUCAAAUUUACUGUAGCUAUUGUUACACCAGUUUGAAAACAAAUUUCUUAAAUUCUGAUUGGAUGUUUUUGUCUUAAAUCCAAUCCAUACGUACGAUAACAUCCAAUCAGAAUUAAGAAUUGGGCUAAGACUAGUGUAACAAUAGAGAAAUGCCCUAUUAAAUACAUUUAUAGGCUCCUUGCAGAUUUCUCUUUAGGUGAGAUUUUUUUAAUACCUUAUUUUUCGAAAUUAUUUUUUUAAAGAUCAUCAGAGAAGGGUGGAAAAAAAAAUUUGUUUUCUUAUUUAACAAAUAGUUUUGCCAAAAACAUCCAGAUGGAGGAGAAAAUAAAAAUAAAAAUUUGUUGGUGAAUGUAAACAUUGUAGUAAUAGAAUUUUUAAAUGCUUUAAAUUUAUAAGUAUUGUAUACAUAUCUUAUUUUUGGAGAUUUCUAUUUACAAUGUAUUAGUAUAGUGCUCAUAACUAUUUUUUAAAAUCUCAAGGCACUUGAGAAAAUAAACAGCAGAGAAUAUAGAAACCUGAACAAAUUUCCUUGAAACUAACCAUAAAAAGCAGAGGAGCCAACACCAUUGUUGCAUUUACUAGCACUUUGAUGCCUCAGUGCAUCAGAGCUUACUCUCAAUUAUCCUACAAAAAUGCAUGGGGCAUCCAAAAAUAUACUUUUUAUGAGCAAUAAAAAAUAUUGACUACCAAUUUACAGUAGCUACUUGCAGAUGAGGGGCUUGAUUAAUGCAUGAAUCUACUUAACAUAUAUCUAUAAAUAGCUCCUUGAAUUAACGUGAUUACCUUAGGGACAGUCUCUUUAAUCUUGAUGGUAUUGGGGAUAUUGUUAAAAUAUUCCAUUAUAUUAGAGCAAGAAUUUUUUUAUUGAAGGUUAUUCAGAAAGAGUACCUUAUUCCUCUUGUAUACAGUUGAACUUUCCUACAGUAAGUUGAUUCCAAAAUGGCAUUGAACAAUUGUUCAACUAUAGAUAAAAUUUGACUUGCAGAUUGUUUUUUGGGGUGGGGCUUAUACCUGGGGAAUCCACUUUUUAAUCAAAAGGAAAGCAUGCCUAUACAAAGCCAAAAUUUGAUUUAUUUCGAAAGUAUUUGUUAAAGUUGGCUAAUCAUACCAUGUGCUUUUGCCGGAGGAAAUGCUGGUACGAGAAAUUGAGCAUAAUGUUGAGGGUGGGAUUAUACCCGAGGCAGGCUUGUACCCGAGGAACUACGGUAUAUAAUUGAAGCAAUUGUUCAUAUCCAGUUUAAAAUGGUUUUAUGCAUCUUAAUUGUGAUGGAGUGAGGAUAUUGUAAAAUAUAUUUAGCAGCAUAUUAUUAUA